AAUGACACACACACACACACUCACAGAACAUCUUGAGUAGUUUAGAGCGAGUCCACGGCAACAUUAGAGGAGAGAAAGCAGAGGAGGUGUGUGUGUGCAUCUGUGCAGUGAGAGUGAAAGCACAGUGACUACUUCUUCUCUUUUUGUGGAGUGAGUGUUGGUGGCUCAGCGUGUGUGUGUGUGUGUGUGUGUGUGUGUGAGAGAGAGAGAGAGAGAGAGAGAAGACAGAGAGAGGCAGAGUACAUGUGUGUCUGUGUUGUUGGAGCAGAGGAGAUGCUGCUCUGUGUGAUGGCUCUGUUGCUUUAGUACUUGAGCGAACAGGAGAGUUGGAGCCAGUUGUUUUGUGGGACUCGCCGGGAAUGGCAAACUCCACGGUAUCCUUGGAAACAUCCGACUAAAUGACAAUGGCUGAGGCUAUUUGCUGCACUUUGGUGAACUGUAACUGUGACAGCUUCAAGCCCGGGAAGCUGAAGAGGAGGCAGUGUGAAAACUGCAAACACGGCUGGGUGGCACACGCUCUCAGUAAGCUGAAGGUGCACCACAUGUACCAGAGCAGCCAGGUGGAGAUCGUGCACUCCAACGUGGUGUUUGAUAUCUGCAGCCUAAUGCUGUAUGGAACCCAAGCCAUUCCAAUCCGCCUCAAGAUUCUCCUGGACCUCUUCUCUGUCCUGAAGCAGGAGGAGGUGAUCCAGAUUCUUAAUGCACUCGACUGGACUCUGCAGGACUACAUACGAGGAUACGUGCUCCAGGAUGUAGCUGGAAAGGUGCUUGACCGGUGGGCCAUCAUGACUUUUGAGGAGGAGAUCGCCACGCUGCAGCAGUUCCUACGCUUUGGAGAGACCAAGUCCAUCGUGGAGCUGAUGGCUCUGCAGGACAAGGAGGGCCAGGCAGUAUUGGUUCCCAGCACCCGCACCAACUCAGAUAUCCGCACGUUCAUUGAGCGCAACACCCCGCGCACUGCCGCCAACCUCUCCGCAUCGAAAGCUGAUAAGCUCGGCGGCAACAGUAUGCACCACUUUGAGAACUUUAUUAACAGCAUGGCAUUCAUGCUGCCGUUCCAGCUGUUAGGCUCUGUCCCAACACCGUUCCUUGGCUCACCCACAGGGGGACUACAGCAACACCACCAGCAACACCAGCAACCUUGCCGUGGAUCGAUGGAGCAACAGCGACGAGAUGAUCUUGGGCGGGAUGGCCUAGGGAGGGAAAACCCUUCUCUUUCACACCCUUCAGAGAGCAGCCUGCUGGGCUCCAGCUCUGCCUCGUUCACAGCUGAUAUCGACCUCAGUGGUGACAAACCACUGGACAGCCUCUCCACCACCACAAAGAUUGAGGCCGAGGACUUCUCGACUAGCGACAACUACUCCGAUGGGCCCACUCCAUGCACCCCCUCUAUGAGCUCUGAUGUGCAGAUGUCACCGGAUGGCAAGCUGCGCUCCCUGGACAGGAACGGGAGCGGAGGAGGAAGCGGCGGGGGAGGCUCUCUGAAGAAGGGUCGUGUGUUUUGCAACGCCUGUGAGAAGACAUUCUACGACAAGGGCACGUUGAAAAUCCACUACAAUGCGGUACACCUGAAGAUCAAGCACAAGUGUACUAUAGAGGGCUGCAACAUGGUGUUUAGCUCACUGCGAAGCCGCAAUCGCCACAGUGCCAACCCGAACCCUCGACUGCACAUGCCUAUGAACCGAAACAACCGAGACAAAGACCUGCGGGGGAGCUUGUCCGGCGAUGAGAACUCUCAAGACGAGAAGAGGUCUGAAUAUGGAACCCAGAUUCCCGUAUGCUCUGCAGAAAGCCAUAAGUCCGUGCCCAGUUACAUGAUAAGCCAUGUGGACUCUGGAUCCAAACUCCACAGCAGCUCUUUUCCCAGCAUGGGCCAGAGUGGCAUCCUGUUUCCUAACUUAAAAACUGUACAGCCAGUCCUGCCUUUCUACCGAAGCCUGGUAACCCCCGCCGAGCUUGCAAACACACCGGGGACACUACCCUCCCUUCCUCUGUUGUCCUCCUCUGUACCCAUCAAACCCAUCACAGCUCCUGAACCUUACAUGACGGACCACAUACCAAAGAAAAAGUCUCGUAAGUCAAGCAUGCCAAUAAAGAUCGAGAAGGAGGCAAUGGAGCAAGACGAGCUGAUGGACAAAGGCAACAGCUCAGAGGAGGAGGGUCCAUUGCAUUCACAUGGCAAGGAAGCGUGUAGCCAAGCAGAAGGGCAUAUAGGCCUGAGACAACCUGCAGAGGAGAAAGAGACAAGAGGGACUUACAUGGGCGAAGGAAAGGAGAGGGAGGGUGCCAAGCGUCUGUUGGACCAAACUCUAGAGAGAGACAUUACAGGAGGGGAGGACAAAGACAAUGGGCCAGGUCAUGCUGAAACAGAGGUUAUCUCCUGUGCUUUGUCCCCUUUUGAAAACAGACUGGUGGAGAAUCACUGUGACAACAACUUCCUCUGUCAGGAACCCAAUGGCAACGCAGAGAAGGAGGGCAGGGAACACACAAACAUGAUGUCAGAGCUAAGAUGGGAGGGGGGCGAGCACAGGGUGACGAAUGGCGGCACAUCCCGGCUCAUAGACCAUGAAAGGGAAGGUUUGGACAGCUGUGUCGAUGACUACGGUGACUCGGGUCUGUCUCACCUUGACCCUGACGCCGACCUGCCGCACCACUGUGAGAUCUGCAAUAAAACCUUUAAGAACCCCUAUAGUGUCAAGAUGCACUACCAAAAUGUCCACCUAAAGGAGAUGCACUUGUGCACAGUGGAUGGCUGCAACGCUGCCUUCCCUUCGCGCAGGAGCCGAGACAGACACAGUGCAAAUUUGAAUCUGCACCACAAACUGCUCACCAAAGAUUCCUUCAAUCCAACUAACUCGCUCUACUCACCCUCAUCCCAGUGUAGAGAUAGAGACUCUGUGGGCCUGGACUACUGCCAAGACCAGCAGGACAGAGAUCUGACCCAUCGAGACCCUACCAGCCAGACCUCUGUCAUCUUCCGGGGCCACAACCGCAUGGGCCUGGUCUUCCCUAUGAGCAAAAUGUCUACAGCAACAUACAGCGCUGAGGCAUCUCCUUUACGUGAGAUGGAGGGAUUAGGAGAAGGUGGUGGAAGUGGGGAGGAUGGGGCGGUCCUGGAUCUGAGUACCUCCUCCUCUGCUCCACCUCGUGGGAGCGGCAGUGCCCGCUCUUCCUGGGACUCUGACGGGGCCGGCAGUGAAGAAGGGGACGGGAUAGAAGAGGACGAAGAGGUCCUCGCGAAAGAGGACAGCGAUGAAAGCUACGAUGGGAUUAGUGUGGGGAGGCCUGGGGGGGAGGAGUUGGCACUCGGGGGAGAAAGGACCCUGGGCACCAUGGGAGGAGGACAAGGUGGGCUUCACGGAGGUGGUGGUGGAGGAUCCCCGAUAACCUGCCAUGUGUGUAAAAAGGUGUACAGCAACAAGGGCACGUUCAGAGCCCAUUACAAGACUGUCCACCUCCGACUGCUCCACAAGUGUAAAGUCCCCGGCUGUGAUACGUCCUUCUCCUCUGUGCGGAGCAGAAACAGGCACAGCCAGAACCCGAACCUUCAUCGAAACCUGACUGUUAGCUCAGGUGCAGCAAUGGACCAGGAGUAGAAACUCAAACUCCAAUGCCAAUAUUUCCUUUGUUACAAUGUUCAUUUUAUUGUUUUCGGGGACCUUAAGGCUCACCAAUCAGCACUUUUUGAAUACAUACUGUACCAUAGUCCAUCCAUUUUUUAAGGAAUAUGAAAAGAAGAUAAAAUCCCAAGUUUCUGUGUUCUGAGAAAGCAACUUUCUUUAGCAACAUGAGGCAAAAUUUAUAAAAAGCAUAACAUGUAUCCGUGUGUGUUAUGCAUCAUAAUAUAGAAAACACUCAAAGUUUUCAAUGCAUUCUUUUUUUCCAACAUUGAGAAAUGCAAGCUUAACAAAUCUCAAUCUUUCAUUGUUAUCCCGUUCUGAUUUCUUCUUAUUGGUUUGCCUGCCAGCCCCGUUUAAAUCAAAAGAAAUAAUUAUGUGUAAACUGAUUUUUUUCCACGUUUUGUCCUAGUGAGAGUUGAGCCAUGAAACAGUAUCAUGUGAGAGAUUUUUCAAGUGUUUUUUGUCGUCGGAUGUCUUCAUCUUUCCUAUGAAGCUGUGCAUAUUGUCUUGAUCAAAAAGCAGUAGUGAAGUAAAACCACACUUGUGUCAUUUCAUUCAUUUGGACAACGGUGUUCAAAAAGCGUCUUUGUUGAAAAAGCUAUCGUGUUGUGAACUUGAACAAUAAGUUACUGUAUGGUGUUUUAUGACUUGUCUCUACUGUUAUGGUUGUUGCAUACUGCUAAAGUUGACCAAAGAUUUUUUUCCAGUCCACAGAAACCCCUUCGUGCUGUAUGUGGGGUAUGCAGUAUUAAAAAGGGCCCGCCCAGUCUAAUCUACUUUGUGUGUAUGAGCAGUAUUCAGCCGGGGGCUCUUGUAAAAUAUGAUCAAGUCACUGAACAAAAUAAAAAAAAUACUUCCGGCUGAUCGGGGGUGAAAGGAAAUAUUUUUGGAUUUUGGUGGUGCUUCUGUAAAGAAAUCUGCUCAUGGGAUGAGACUUGAUGAACGCAUUGCUCCUGUAUUGUUUGUGUGGUUGCUUGCAGGAUCUGAACGACUAGACCAACAGCUUAAAAUACGCUGAGUCUGGAGGCUGGAAGCAUGUACUGUGAAUGAGUCAAACACUGAGAAAAAUAACUUUGAAAAUGCAAUUUACGAUAAUGGCCCCCACACAUGAGCACAUCCUAAAACAGAACUGGUAAACACAAUGAUUACUGAACUGUAUAUUCUGUGAAUAGUGUUAUUUGUUAUCUUAAAGAAACCAAAAAAUAUACUGUACAACAAAUUUAACCACUAACAUGUUACAUGUUUUUUUUUUUUUUUUUUUCCAAAAUAAAUGAACAAGAAAAUUGUGUUGUACACGUCUAAUAAUUUCACCAUUGUUCGCUUUUUUCCGUUUUGCUCUGUAUUUUGCAUAUUGUUUUCCGUCUAUAUUUAAAUACAAUGGGCCAGAUCCCACAUUGUUUGUUGUUUGGAUUUGUUUACAAAAAAAAGAAACAAAAACGAACAUAUGUUGAUAGGUGAUCAUGUUUCCUUUGAUUUGUUGUCACAAUAUCCAUUCAAAUUAAAUAAAAAGCCAUAUGUUUACAAGA
Labrus bergylta (ballan wrasse) is the source of this 5146-nucleotide messenger RNA. RefSeq names its product basonuclin zinc finger protein 1 (gene bnc1). Lineage: Eukaryota; Metazoa; Chordata; Actinopteri; Labriformes; Labridae. Gene Ontology annotation, biological process: regulation of transcription by RNA polymerase I. Gene Ontology annotation, cellular component: nucleus. The record is from RefSeq and is a predicted model, not a curated record.